UAAGUUACACGUUGCUGCCAUCUUUCCGUCUCCACCACGGAAAUCAACUUUGCUCCGUACCUUGACUCCACACUCAUCCAUAUUCCUUGUCCUUAGUGGAAUUGUAACUCCGUCCCACCAAGUGAAGCAGCUGCGAAAUUCAUUGUCCGAGGGAGAUUGCUUUUGAUUAAUGGACCAAACUACCUUAAUUAAUGGACCAAAUCAAUUUCACUCCAUGCCUCAUUCCACGUGGUUUAUUAACCUUCCACAAAGUAGCUUUUAGCUUUUCUCAUGUAUAAUAACCAGCACCAAAUAAAUUGUGAACACAAUUUAUCCAUCAAGAAUGUUCCUAAUUUAUACUUAUAACACCGAAUAUGAAUCUUCAUUUUUGGACCACGGGAAGUAAAUAUUUUGCUAGUUAGGUUAAUUAACUUGUUUACAUUGCGGAUGGUACGGGAUAACACCAGAAGAGGCUGCUGAGUUGAGAAGAGAAGAUAGGACUUCCAUGGCGAUGGUGAAAAGGUAAGGAAUUAAAGCCCAACCUUGCCUUAACCCCUUUUGUGCCGAGAAGAACCCACAAAGACCCCCAUUAAUGUUUAUACUGAAAUGAGCAGAACUAACACAAGUCCUAAUCCAUCCUAUGAACUUGAAGGUGAAUACAUGUGUUUAGCACAAAGUGGAUUUUUAUGACUUUGAUCGUAACAGGAGAUCAGUUGCUUCAUAAAAUCCAUUGUUGGUUGAGAAGUCUCAGCGAUCUGGUUGUUUCUCAUUUCAGUAUAAGCACAUAACCACCAUCUCAUUGCUAUGUGAGCUUUCUGACCCAAUAACGGAAGAAACGGAGGAAUCUGAUGGAAGACAAAUAAGAAAUAAACUAACAAGGUCGCGGGUUCGAUCCAUCAGUUAUCCUGAUAAGUGUAGUCGAAUGAAGUAGGGUGUCGUCCAAAUGACGGACGGCUGCUCAGUAGAUUCAGAUCCACAGACGGCAGCGAAGUGGCGGCCGGAACGGCGGGAAUUCACACGGGGCCGCGUUUAUCUCCGAAGGAAACACUUCCUCACUCACCUACUUUCACUCCAAAGCAAAGAGCGCCGAUCAAGUUGAGCUUCAAUUCUCUAAUUUUGCUUGUUCGCCCAUUCGUUUUCUGCCCUUUAGCGCCUUUGUUCAAUCGCUCUUUCUCUGGGUUCAGCAGCUGGUCCGUAAUCUGGGUAAUUAUCUUUUUAGGCGACGUUUCUUCUUGCGGCUAAAAUUUCGUUUUCCCCUCUCAGUCUGGUGCCACGAUCAAGUUUGCUUUCCCGCGAUCAGUGACGAAGCUGUGAGCUUUCGACGGACUUCGCCGCUGCCGCUUUCUGCUGCGGCUGCAGAUAUUUGGCAAGUGUUGCUUUCUUGCGUUUCUGGUCUUCAGCCCUCCUCCAUUUCUUGCACAAUGAACAAUUCUAGGUUUUCGAUUCCAAGUUCUGCCGCCUCUCCCAUCCCCUGUUUACUCUGUUUCUAGGGUAUGAGUGUUUCUAAUUGACUUGUCAAUGUUCCAAAUUUCAUAAUUAUGAUAAGUUCCGUUUCUGGGAGGUGUUCCAUUUUACCUUGGAGGGUUGUAAAUUUCUGUUGUGUUAAGCAUUCAUUUAGUAUUCUUCAAGGUAGCCGCAAACCAAUGCAUUUUUGUUAGUUUGGUUUCCCAAUUCACCAUGGAAUGAGAUUCUCAGAAUAUCUUUCAAGAUGGAAGGUGAUUUAAAAAGAAUCUUCAUGUUAGAAAAGUUUGAAAUGGGAAUUUUUUUUAAUUGUUAUGUUUUACAGAAUAGCACAGGUCAUAAAAGUUCAUGGAUGGCUUAAUCACUAGAGAGACUUCUGCUCCAUUCUGGUUGCUUCUACGUGAAUUGCUCUGUUGGAUUUCCACUUAGUUCCUUUUGUUGUGUCUUAUUCGUUGAUCGGGCUGCUUUCACUGCUCUGCUAUGUGCGGGAUCUCAGUAGGCUUAUACAGUUUUCCGACAAAUAGGACUGGAGUGUUUCCCCCCAUAUAAGCUCUCCUAUGACCCUCUAUAGAACUGUUUGAACCACAUCUGGUUUCUUUAUGUGAAGCAGAUACUUACUUAAGCUUUGGAAUGUCAAUAUACGGGCAUAAUCUCUUUCUGAUAUUGUUUUGUAGAUCCCGAUCGAGCUCUUUAAAAGAUUGUGGAGUGGACCUAGAAAAGGGGGAAAGGCAAUUGUUUUGUGGUGACCGUCCGUUGUGGCUUGUCUGGGUCUUGGUUUGUUGAGCCACUAGCCAAUAGAAGUCCCCACAUAUUGGUGGUUCCCUCAAUGAGGGAAAUCAAGCCGUUAUCAGAAGCUAGAUCUUCUACUGUCAUAUUAUUCAAGAAUCCUAAAGUAAUCGUUGCCCUUGGUUUGCUUCUCUUUGAUGCUGUGCUCACUGCUGUCAUCAUCGCCUAUGUUCCUUAUACGAAGAUUGACUGGGAUGCAUACAUGUCACAGGUGACCGGAUUUCUUGAAGGAGAGAAGGAUUAUAGCAAAUUGGAAGGCGACACAGGGCCACUAGUUUACCCUGCUGGGUUCCUCUAUGUUUAUUCUGCUAUUCAGUAUGUCACUGGAGGGCAGGUGUUUGCCGCUCAGAUUCUGUUUAGUGUCUUGUACAUCGUGAACCUUGCUGUCAUCUUAUUCAUCUAUGUGAAGGCAGAUGUGCUCCCUUGGUGGGCACUUGUUUUGCUUUCUCUAUCGAAAAGGGUGCACUCUAUCUUCGUCCUUCGCCUCUUCAAUGAUUGUUUUGCAAUGACACUGCUGCAUGCUGCUAUGGCCUUGCUUCUUUACCAGCGGUGGCAUCUUGGACUGAUCCUAUUCAGUGGGGCUGUUUCUGUAAAGAUGAAUGUUUUGCUUUAUGCUCCUCCAUUGCUUCUACUUAUGUUAAAGUCAAUGGAUGUCUGCGGAGUGAUAUCUGCUUUAGCUGGAGCAGCACUUUUACAGAUUCUGUUGGGGCUCCCGUUUUUACUUUCACAUCCAGCUGCUUAUAUAUCAAGGGCCUUCAAUCUUGGGCGCGUCUUUAUCCACUUCUGGUCUGUUAACUUCAAAUUUAUUCCUGAACCGAUCUUUGUGUCAAAGCAAUUGGCGAUCUCUUUGUUGAUUGUUCACCUUGUAUUGCUCGCAGUUUUUGCUCACUACCGCUGGUGCAAGUUUGAAGGUGGACUGCUGAGGUUGCUGCGUUCCAGAGUGUUGUCUUUUUCUGGUACUAAGAGUUCCUCAAUGAAGAUAAAGGCAGAGCACAUUGUCACAACUAUGUUUGUUGGCAACUUCAUUGGCAUUGUAUGCGCUCGCUCAUUACAUUAUCAAUUCUACUCCUGGUACUUCUUCAGCAUUCCUCAUCUACUAUGGACGACGCAGUUUCCCACACUAGUACGUUUGAUGUUGUUUACAGGCGCAGAGCUUUGCUGGAAUAUCUAUCCAUCCACAGUUGUUUCGUCGGCUCUGCUUUUGUUUCUCCAUUUGGUAAUCCUGUGGGGACUGUGGUCUGCAGCACCAGAGUAUCCAUAUAGAGAUGAGAAACUCUCAACACAAGAGAAAGACAAAUGAAGACGUGGGAUUGACAUAGUGAGUUAAAUGUUAUCAACUAUGACGUUGUUUUCUGAAUUCAGACAUUUUAGAUAUGACACAAUGGCUGUUAGUCUCUGAUCAGUGAAUGCUUUUCACCAAUUUCAUUUUUUUUUUCUAUUUUAAGUUUUAUUUCCGUGAUUUUACAAUGGGUAUCAUCUUGGCGCCAAGCACCAUACUUCUCAGUACCAAUUACAUCAUGGACGACGAAUGAAACUAGUUAUAUGUUUUGUGUAUUAGUAAUUUUUCGCAGUAGGUAGGAGUAACGUCAUCUAUAUCAAGCAUAAUAUCCCAACAACGUUAGGAUAUUCCUUUUCCGUACUGCAUUCAAAAGGACAGACGGAAGAACUUCCUAUCUUCCACAAGGUACAUCUACUUCUUUCUCCCAAGGUAUGGUAUUGGAGCUUUCUUCGGACUCUAGAAUUGAUUUCCUGCUUUGUUUUGCUAUUUCGAGCCUUGGUUUUCAGUAAAUGGAUGAGUUCUUCUGGUUUUUAUCACUUGCGCAGUUGGUUUUGACUCUUUAUUGCCCCUAAUUAGUUAGUCUAUGAUGGUACAUAGGAGGUUUUACAGUCCAGAGUUUGUAGAUAUAUAGUGGUUGUGGUGUAUAUCAUGCAAGGAUUGUACCCGUGUACUAGUAUCAUGUGUAUCAAUUUAAAACAAGGUUCGUAUUAAAAAUGUGGUAAUUAGGUUGUUGAAGAAGUUUUUCAGUUCACAAUAAUCGUAAGUAAACAUG
Linum trigynum is the source of this 4277-nucleotide messenger RNA. The record is from the annotation of a GenBank genome assembly. NCBI's taxonomy places the organism in Eukaryota, Viridiplantae, Streptophyta, Magnoliopsida, Malpighiales, Linaceae.